This is a messenger RNA of Pleuronectes platessa (European plaice), 3203 nucleotides long. It is a transcript of the gene srd5a1, whose product is annotated as steroid-5-alpha-reductase, alpha polypeptide 1 (3-oxo-5 alpha-steroid delta 4-dehydrogenase alpha 1). The coding region runs from base 335 to 1132 and encodes 265 amino acids. Gene Ontology annotation, cellular component: membrane. The transcript has 6 exons. NCBI's taxonomy places the organism in Eukaryota, Metazoa, Chordata, Actinopteri, Pleuronectiformes, Pleuronectidae. Gene Ontology annotation, biological process: steroid biosynthetic process. The record is from RefSeq and is a predicted model, not a curated record. Gene Ontology annotation, molecular function: 3-oxo-5-alpha-steroid 4-dehydrogenase activity.
CGUCGUGUAUGAACCAACUGUGCAGCAAAUGUGAGAGAAAGAUGAUAGAUGGAGGAAGAUGUGAGAAAGACAGGAGCUCAGCAGAAAGUCACGAAUGAAUCUGCCUGAUUAGGAGAAUCUGUUUUCACUUUGUUAGACAGAGCGAGCAGGGUGGAGAUGAAUGUCUGCUCCACACUCCGAAGGAGAGGGGGCGGUAAUGCAUCUAUGACGCUGGGAAUCCCAACCCCCUUUAAAAGACAAGAAGAGGAUAAGCAGUCGAUCGUAGCACGUGUCAGUGACUAGAUCCCUUCCUCUGUUGUUUGUGUCUUCUCCUUGAAUCCCACCUCCUGCUGUCAUGGACGCUCUCCUCUCCAGACUCUUCUCCUCGGAGGAGCAGGAGCUGCUCACCCUGGACCGGAUGGCGCACAUCCUGUUUUUCAUGGCCGCGUGCACUUUCCUCACGCUGCUCUUCGAGAACGUGCCCUACGGUCGCUACGCCAGCAGCCGGUACGGGUUCCCAGUGGACGCCAGGUUCGCCUGGUUCGUGCAGGAGCUGCCUGCGUUCCUCGUGCCUCUGUGUCUGGUGCUGUGGACAUCCUCGGCCAAAACGUCCCUGCUGCCCAACCAGCUGCUCAUCGCAAUGUAUUUCUGCCACUAUGUCCAGAGGUCCCUCAUUUAUCCAUUUUUAAUCCGAGGAGGUAAAGCGACACCAGUCAUCUCAUUUGCCCUGGCUUUUGUUUUUUGCGUCUUUAAUGGCUACAUGCAGAUCAGGUACCUGAGCCAUUACGCUGAGUACCCUGCACACUGGGUGACACAUCCAUGCUUCAUCACUGGGGCUGUGCUGUGGUUGGUCGGCUAUCUUGUGAACGUGCACUCUGACCACAUCCUGAGGAACCUGAGAAAGCCCGGAGAGACUGGUUACAAGAUUCCCACAGGCGGGAUGUUUGAAUAUGUAUCAGGAGCCAACUUCUUAGGAGAGAUAACGGAGUGGGCAGGCUUUGCUCUGGCUGGUCACUCGGUUCAAAGUGCAGCCUUCGCCAUCUUUACCGCAGUGGUCCUCUCCAGCAGGGCUGUGGCCCACCACAAAUGGUACCUUGCUAAGUUUGAGGACUACCCAAAAAGCAGGAAGGCUUUGAUUCCAUUCCUGUUCUAAGAGGCACUUUAUGCACUGGAAGCUGGAAGAGGAAAGCUCUGAUGUCGGAACAAACCUUGAAGAUCCUUUUUAUUUUAUUUUUUUUAAUUGAGAAAAUAUUGAAACAGGUUGCAUGCCUGUAAAUUAUCUCAUCUGAGCUUCAAGCAAGUUACAGUUAAAGACCAUUAUCUCAUUAUGAUUUUUAUUGUUGCCAUUAGUUUGGCAAUAAUGUCCGUAAAGCAAAAGAAGCUUUCAGCAACCGUGAACUGAAUGUCCUGGAAGUGUAGUGCCUGCAGGAGAGCGCUCCUUCAGAGGAUAUAAGAUGGUGAUUGGAGCGUAUCUCAACAGCAAUACAGGGGAUUUAUAACACACUGCACCAGCAGUAAAGAAUUUUAAAACUUCUCCGCUGAUCUGCAUAUUCUCCCAGAUGGAACAUAAACUAGGAAAUGCGAAGCAGGCAUUUCAAGUUUGCAUUAAUCCUCAAGAAUCAUCUGCUGCUGAGCUAUCUUCUUCACAUCCGUUUACAUUAAAUAGAUACAAACAGGACCUUGAGUUAACUCGGACGUGUUCUCCCACCUCGUCCAGAGAGACUUUUCCUCUUCACCGCAUCGUCUGAAACUCCAGAUCGAGAAGCCACUCAGGAGCAAAAGGACAAGACCAACCUGUCCCCAUCUACUGGGCUGCAAGGAAAUCAAACAGCUCAAGCACUGCCCUCAAUAACUCACCCAUGCCUGAAAUGAGAAGAAGAGAUUGUCUUUUCAGAAAGAAAGAAGAGUGGACAAUGGAAUGAAUGGGAAAAGAACUUGGGGAGAAUUUGAAAACAGGAGAACGUUGCAUGGAUAAAUUACAUUGGUUGUCUGUGACUGAUUGGAAAAGAUGGAGACUGGGGGAACAGAUAAGAAUGUGCUCCACUGAUAUAGAUCAUAACAUCUCUUAUGCUCUAAUGCUGUUUCAUAAUCCUGUUUAUCAUGAGCCAAAUAAUCUCAGUCAUUGUGAAGUAGCACUUUUAUUUUUAUUCAUGUCUUGUUCUGUAGGAUUUGAUAAAAUGAUGUACCUUACUCGAAUGUUUCUCAAAAUAGGUUAAGUUUGAAAAAAAAAGUGGGAUUUUCACUUUACAUUGGUCAAAUCUGUCACAGCCUAUGUGUGUGUAUAUAGAGUGGUUAAUGCGGAAGCUUUCCAUUGUUGCCUCUUUCAAAAAGUACCGGCUGCAUAUUCGUAUCACUAAACAGCCCUCUCUCUCCCAGUGGAGAAGAUAUUUCCAACACCAGUCACGGCCAAGGUCAUAUCGGAAGGAAUUUAAAAAAAUGUAUUGAAAAUAAGUGUUGGUCAUCAUUUUAAGACAUGGUGUCAUCAAUAAAUGAAAUGACCGCUGUGUCUGAGUUGGAUGAGAAACGGAGGCUGUGUGUCGCUGAAGGCUACGCGGAGUGACAUCCUUCAUGUGCAAGAUCCUCUCUCUUGUUUUCUCUUUCUCGCUCUUCCAGGCCAUUUCCUGUGUGUAUUUUCUGUAUCCACGCUUCCUGUAAUUAACUCACUAUAUACAGUGUUUACUGAGGCUACCAUAUGACUUUAAUGCCUUGUUAGGCAGACCGCGACAGAUUUCCUUUUUAUAUGCAAAGUGACUCCAUGUAAUGACUCACGACUCUUUAUUUGCAUGUUUAGUAAUGCAGGAAGCAGAUACUCCACAAGGGGGGCUGGGGGGGCUGUUCUGUAAUAGUCAAUAUACACAUGUCCGCCUGUGGUAUAUGUACUGUAGGAAAGAAAGGAACAGGGUUAGUCUGCAGUAUCGCCUCCUAUAGGCAUAUCUUUUUCAACUUUAACACAUUUGACACCCUCAGAUGAAAAGUGUCACAGAUGCAGGUUUAUUGUUUGUUUUUAAUGCCUAAUGUUCCAUGAUUGCUUGAGUUGCCUUAUAAAUUCUAGCUCGUGGCUACAGAACACAAAAUCCUUGGUUUUGCAAGACCAGGGUUGGUUAUCAUGGUGAAGUCUUUAAUUCCAGUCCUAGCUACCAUGAAAGUUAUUUAAUACAUGUUUUAUCUGAUUUAAAUUGUAAAUGUUUGUAUGUUUACAAUAAAUGCAAAUCCUCAAACACAAA